This is a messenger RNA of Phaethon lepturus (White-tailed tropicbird), 1275 nucleotides long. RefSeq names its product solute carrier family 22 member 6-A-like. Gene Ontology annotation, molecular function: transmembrane transporter activity. Gene Ontology annotation, biological process: transmembrane transport. The record is from RefSeq and is a predicted model, not a curated record. NCBI's taxonomy places the organism in Eukaryota, Metazoa, Chordata, Aves, Phaethontiformes, Phaethontidae. Gene Ontology annotation, cellular component: membrane. The transcript has 10 exons. The coding region runs from base 34 to 1275 and encodes 413 amino acids.
GACCUCGUCUGCAGCUACCGGCAGCUCCGGCAGAUGGCCCAGUCCGUCUACAUGGCUGGGGUCCUGGUGGGCGCCCUGGUCCUGGGGGGCCUCUCGGACAGGUUUGGGCGCAAGGCCAUGUUGAUGUGGUCCUACCUGCAGCUGGGGGUGAUGGGGACGUGCACGGCCUUCGCCCCCAACUACGCGUCCUACUGCGUCUUCCGCUUCGCCGGUGGCAUGGCCCUCUCCGGCUUCGGCCUCAGCAUCACCUGCCUGGUGGUGGAGUGGAUCCCCACGCCCUACCGCGCCAUCACCGUGGCCAUCACCGGCUUUGCCUACACCCUGGGCCAGAUCCUGCUGGCUGGCGUGGCCUACGCUGUCCCGCACUGGCGCUGGCUCCAGCUCGCCGUCUCCCUGCCCUUCUUCGUCUUCCUCCUCUACUCCUGGUGGUUGGCUGAGUCCGCCCGUUGGCUGGUGCUCUCGGGGAAGGCCGAGAGGGCCGUGAAGGUCCUGCAGCGAGUGGCCAGGAUUAACGAGAGAAAGGAGGAAGGGGAGAAGAUCACGGUGGAGAUCCUGAGGUCCAACAUGAAGGAGGAGUUGGCAGGUCUGAAAUCCUCCUACACCAUCUCCGACCUGGUCCGGACCCCGGUCAUCCGCCACAUCUUCUUCUGCCUCUCCAUCGUCUGGUUCUCCAUCAGUUUCUCCUACUACGGGCUGGCCAUGGACCUGCAAAACUUCGGUGUCAGCAUUUACCUCAUCCAGGUGAUUUUUGGUGCCGUUGACUUCCCGGCCAAAGUGGUGGUGACCGUCUCCCUGAGCUACAUCGGCCGGCGGGUGUCACUCAUGGUGGCCCUCUUCUUGGCGGGGCUGGUCAUCAUUGCCAACAUCUUUGUCUCCACAGAGCUGCAGACGGUGCGCACGGCGCUGGCCGUCAUCGGCAAGGGUUGCCUCUCCGCCUCCUUCAACUGCGUCUUCCUCUACACCACCGAGCUCUACCCCACUCCCAUCAGGCAGACCGGGCUGGGCUUUGGCAGCACCAUGGCCCGAGUGGGCGGCAUCGUGGCGCCGCUGGUGAAGAUGAUGGAUGAGUACUACCCCUUCUUGCCCCCUGCUGUCUAUGGGGUGGCCCCCGUGGUGGCGGCUGUGCCGGCCGGCUUCCUCCCAGAGACCCUCAACACGCCGCUGCCCGACACCAUCGAGGAGGUGGAGAGCAGGGCCAAACGGAAGAAGACGGAUGACCCCAAAGAGAAGAUUCCCCUCCAGCCCCAGGACAAGGCCCCACAGAAGGAGGCCUGA